Manis pentadactyla (Chinese pangolin) is the source of this 1528-nucleotide messenger RNA. RefSeq names its product MOB kinase activator 2 (gene MOB2). Gene Ontology annotation, biological process: signal transduction; positive regulation of protein phosphorylation. Gene Ontology annotation, cellular component: cytoplasm; nucleus. Gene Ontology annotation, molecular function: protein kinase activator activity. The transcript has 5 exons. Lineage: Eukaryota; Metazoa; Chordata; Mammalia; Pholidota; Manidae. The record is from RefSeq and is a predicted model, not a curated record. Bases 125 to 832 code for a protein of 235 amino acids.
CGCGUCACCUCCGGCUGCGCCCGCGGCGCGCGUGUGGGAGCGAGCGAGCGAGUGUUUACUUCCGGCCGCCGCCGCCGCCGCGGGCUGAGGGCCGAGCGUGUUGGGCGGCGGGCCCCGCGCAGCCAUGGACUGGCUCAUGGGAAAGUCUAAAGCGAAGCCCAACGGGAAGAAGCCUGCUGCAGAAGAGAAGAAGAUGUACCUGGAGCCAGAGUACACCAAGUCCAGAAUCACUGACUUCGAGUUCAAGGAGCUGGUGGUACUGCCCCGGGAGAUUGACCUCAAUGAGUGGCUGGCCAGCAACACCACCACAUUUUUCCAUCACGUCAACCUUCAGUAUAGCACCAUCUCAGAAUUCUGCACAGGAGAGGCAUGCCAGACGAUGGCUGUGUGUAACACACAGUACUACUGGUAUGAUGAGCGGGGGAGGAAGGUCAAGUGCACUGCCCCCCAGUAUGUGGACUUUGUCAUGAGUUCCGUGCAGAAGCUGGUGACCGACGAGGAUGUGUUCCCCACAAAAUAUGGCAGGGAGUUCCCCAGCUCCUUCGAGGCCCUGGUGAAGAAGAUCUGCAAGUACCUGUUCCACGUACUGGCGCACAUCUACUCCUCCCACUUCAAGGAGACUCUGGCCCUGGAGCUACACGGACACUUGAACACUCUCUACGUCCACUUCAUCCUCUUCGCCAGGGAGUUCAACCUGCUUGACCCCAAAGAGACUGCGGUCAUGGACGACCUCACGGAGGUGCUGUGCAGUGGGGGAGGGCACAGCGGGGGCAGUGGGGAUGGGGCCGGCAGCGGGGGCAGCGGGGCACAGAACCACGUGAAGGAGAGGUGAGCCCCCAGCAGACCAGGCGUGCACAUGUGCAGAGACGGUGGUGUGCGUGCCUGCAUGUGUCUGCGUGUGCACACGUGCCAGGCACACUGCGGGAGGUCUGAGAGGUGACGCUACCCCAAGCCCGGCCUCAUGGAGUGUGGGCUCCCCAGAUGCCCAUGGACCCGGUGCGUUUGACGGGCCACCCCCAGGGUUUUCCUGUUGGAUGGAUGCGUGCCGCUUGUCCGGACCCUUGGACUUCACUCGCUCGCUCAGCAAACACUUCAGGACUGCAUUCUGAGUUCCUCUGGUGGGUCUCUUCCUCCAGCUUCCGUGGCCUGGGCCCCUCCUGGAGGAAUUUGAGAGAAGUGCAGUGGGGAGCUCCUCCCAGGGGGCUGCUUUGUCUUAUUCUGUGUGUGGAGGUGGCUUGUUUUAUUUUGGAGAUUCCUCCCUGCCUCCCUCCACCCUCCCUCUCCUGGAACUUGGCUGUUGGCUCAGAGUGGGUGGGGAGGGUCGGCCAGGGGUGCCCUGAGUGCUCCCCAUCCUCCUGCCCCUGCUGCCGGGGGGGCUCCUCUGGUCGGGCUAGACUGCAGAUGCAGGUGUCAGGCCGGUGCCUGGGCAGAGACACAGCUGCCGGCUGGCAGCAGAGGGCAGAGCACAGCUCCUUGGGCCCCCUUGGCCCACCCAUCCGGUCAUAAUAAAAGGAAUUCUCUCAGGUCA